This is a messenger RNA of Acipenser ruthenus (sterlet), 2839 nucleotides long. RefSeq names its product melanocortin receptor 4-like. The record is from RefSeq and is a predicted model, not a curated record. Gene Ontology annotation, cellular component: membrane. Gene Ontology annotation, molecular function: melanocyte-stimulating hormone receptor activity. NCBI's taxonomy places the organism in Eukaryota, Metazoa, Chordata, Actinopteri, Acipenseriformes, Acipenseridae. The transcript is spliced from 2 exons. Gene Ontology annotation, biological process: G protein-coupled receptor signaling pathway. The coding region runs from base 255 to 1271 and encodes 338 amino acids.
CACAGGAUUUGCACAUCACAAAGCGAUUAAAAUGAAAAAAGUUUGCUGCAUUUUUCCUCUUUGGAAAACCAGAACGCUUUCGAGGAAGCUGAUACUAAACAAUUAAUAAAUGGCAAGCUGUUUCAGCAAGAGAAAGGUUGGCAAGUGACAAGAUUUUUCCCUACAGUCCAGUCCAUGUCUUUCAGGAAUGUGAGCCUCACCAGAGUUCAUUCAACUGAUUAAUUACUUGAAUGGUCUAAAUAACAGCAGGGUUCAUGAUCCACAAAAUGAACUCCACAUAUCACCACGGAUUAAUUCAAGCCUACCAUACAAGGAACCACACUUUGGGUGCUUAUGCAGGCGCUAAUCAGUCCAGUGAAAAAGACUCCUCCUCUUCAGGAUGUUAUGAGCAGCUUUUGAUCUCAACUGAGGUGUUUCUGGUCCUUGGUAUUUUCAGCCUUUUAGAAAACAUUUUGGUUAUUGCUGCAAUUAUAAAGAACAAGAACCUACACUCUCCUAUGUACAUCUUCAUCUGCAGUUUGGCAGUGGCUGACAUGCUCGUAAGUGUAUUAAAUGCCUGGGAAACUAUAGUGAUGGCCUUGAUCACUGGUGGGCACCUGACAUUCCAGGACAACUUGAUCAAAAACAUGGACAAUGUGUUUGAUUCUAUGAUUUGCAGCUCGUUGCUGGCUUCAAUUUGCAGUCUACUGGCCAUUGCAAUAGACAGAUACAUCACUAUCUUCUAUGCCCUCCGGUACCAUAACAUCAUGACUGUAAGAAGGGCUAUGAUUAUUAUUUCAAGUAUCUGGUCUUUUUGUAUAGUGUCUGGUAUCCUGUUUAUAAUUUACUCUGAAAGUACCACUGUCCUAAUUUGUCUUAUUUCCAUGUUCUUCACUAUGCUUGUACUCAUGACCUCUCUCUAUGUCCAUAUGUUCAUGCUGGCUCGGCUGCACAUGAAGAGAAUCGCAGUCCUUCCAGGGAAUGGCACAAUCCACCAUGGUACCAAUAUGAAAGGAGCCAUCACCUUAACCAUCUUGCUUGGUGUCUUUGUGGUAUGCUGGGCACCAUUCUUUCUCCACCUCAUCCUUAUGAUCUCCUGCCCUAGAAACCCUUACUGUGUCUGUUUCAUGUCCCAUUUCAAUAUGUACCUCAUUCUCAUAAUGUGUAACUCAGUGAUCGAUCCAUUAAUCUAUGCAUUCCGUAGCCAGGAGAUGCGCAAGACCUUUAAAGAAAUCAUUUGCUGUUGCAGCUUACCAGGAACAUGUGUGUGUGAACUGCCCAGCCGGUACUAAAAACAAAUGGCACAGUUUGCAGUCACUAUUUUACUAUAGAACAACUGCAUUCCUAAGUGAAAUGAACCGCAUAUGUUGAUUUCAUUUCAGCCACAUUUCUAACACAUUCUACCAAUCCAGGCUGCUAAUUAAACAAUCCAGGAUGCUGCUUUUAAACAAUGAAACUGUGAGGGCAAAUUAAUUCUCAGAACUGCAGAUUUUCAUUUUACUCAUCCAGUUUGCAGAGCAAGUUAUUUGUUCAUCUUGGUUCCUGACAAACACAAAUGAAUCACUACAAGGCAUAAACCAUGCAAUGCCUUAUAUUGGAAUUCUUAUUGCGUUAUAAAACCCAGAUCGUACUACAUAUGAUUCUAGAAGUUUGCUGGGUAAAUAAAUGGUUAAUGAUCAUGUUAAUGUAAGCAAAUAUUUAUCCAUUUAUGGACUUUGUAGUUGAGCAAACAUGUGUAGUAACAGUAUGUUUUGAAUGUGUAAGGAAUACCUUUUAGUUAAUGUUGUCUGUGGAAUCGUAAUUGUUUUUGCAGGGUAAACUCUACCUUGUUAUUAAAUUGUGUCUUCAGUGGUUUCUUAGGUUUACUUACUAUUUUUGUCAUGUCUGAGUGUUGUAUUGUUUUUGUCAUGUCUUGUUAUAAAGUACAAACAUGGGCUUCAACGUUAAUAUGUACUGUUGUUUAUUUGAAAGAUCUGUAUAUAUAUUUAUUUUUUGUGCCAUAAUUAUUUAUAUUAAAUACAUUUCUAUCACUUGUCUAUUUGAAAGGGUAAAGAAGAAAACAAUAGAUCCAUGCAAAAGAAAUGACACUCUUUACUAUUUUCAGUAACACUGUAAUGUAACAGUAAUUCAGAUGCAAUUAUGUAUGAAUUAAAUUCAGAUGUUUUAAUAUGUAAGCCCUUGUUUAUGCUACAUUUACGAUAUUUAAUCAAAUAAGACCAGAGGGUCCCAAUGUAAAAUUGGUGAAAUGUGACCCCACAAAAAAAAUUGGUCUGUCUUUCUAUCAAGAACAAAUUACCUGUACCAUACUGUAAAUUUAUUAUGGGAGGGCAACUUGCCCACUGGAAAAUACACACAGUUACCAUAAAUAUUAAUAAAGCAUGUGUAAAUGAUGCUAUUACAGUUUAUAUUGUGGCUUGCUCUAUAUUGCCUUAAUAAUACUUUAACGUUAAAUUGUAAUACCAUGACCGUUAUUUAACUUACGAAUACUAAGAGGAACUGCCAAUUCAUGUUUAUGUUUCUGUUAACACUUUACAUUAAGUGUCUCUAAUUACUGUGUAUUUACAUAAUAUUUACUCAGUAAAUACUUACACAUAAUUACAAUGACAUUAUGUACAGUUAGAAUGUACUUCAUGUGUGCAUCUUUUUACACAAUAUAUGUAAGUACACAAUUGUAUAAAACAAGCUAGCCGGAUAUGUAAAAAACUCUCUUUAAUUGCUAUAGGUACAUUUUAAAUGUAUUGUUACCAGUUAAAUAUGCAUGAUGUUUAUGUCUGUAACUACAAUUCUGGAACUGUUGAUACAAACUGCUGUACAUUGCAAGUAUUACAUAGGUUACAAAAAUGCUCAUGGUGUCAAUAUA